AGCAAAAGUGACCAGUCGCUCCUCGCGCACCGACCGUUCCUCGCGUAUACUACCGCAGCAACGCACGCUCGACGUGUAUCUCCACAGUGCCAGGAACGAUGGUGAAUUUCACAUAAAAUAAAUCAGUGCAUGUUUGUUUUUGAGAAUAAAACCCGAACAUUACAAAGUAACCGAGGAUGCGAGGCGUGUGGUGGAGCGCGUUCGCGCUGCUGCUACUGGCGGUGGCCACCGACGCUAUUCGGUCCGCGCAGGAAGAAGGCGGAUCACGCAUCAACAGACGAGUUCCGAAUUCCAGCAGAAGUCCUACAAGUACAAAUAAAUCAGAAGAUGUACAACCUACACCCAGGCCGAGAGCCUCAAGAAGAGGAGAACGGUAUGAAGAUGUCACUCCACGUGAUAUUUCCCGAACAAGACAUAGAAGUAAGUCACCUGAAACCUCUUCUACAGUUGCACCAGAUCUAACUAGCAAUCAAUCUUUUAAAAGCGAGCGUUUUGACUCAAGAAGAACAAACACUCGAACACGCAAUAGACCAGCUGUGAACGAGGAAAAUUUUGAUACCACAAUAAAAAGGGAAAAGCAAAUAACUAGAACACGGCAAAUUACAAGGCAAGCACCUUCUUCAACGACGUCAACGACGCAAGCUCCUAUUGUUGAAACUUCACCUUUCAGUGUUAAACCCCAAACGAAAGUGACGGAUUCAACCACUAAUAAAAUAUUAUCCACAAACAUUCCAACACAAUCGAGUGCACCCAGUAGAGAGUUUAGAAGAAGAAGUUCUACGGCACAGAUAAUUGAGCUGAUAACUCCUAUGCCAUCACGAACGCGAGGACGUAUUAACACGCGCACUAACAUUAGAACACUCGAUUUGGAUGUUUCAGGCACUGCAAAUGCACUAACAACUGUUCCAAAAGAGCAAACUACUGCAAGAACCAACGAUUUAAGAAAUUCUAGGAAAUUAAGAUACAGAACGCGACCAACGGAAAUAGAUACGAACUUAACGGGUGAAGGAAUCAUAUCUAAUGAAUUAAAAUCUAGUCAAUCUAGGGAAAACGUUACUAGUCAACCCGAAUUAAAGACGUCUUCUUCAUCAACGUCGACAACAGAAAGAAGUAUCAGACAAAACAGAGAAAACGCGACUGAAAAGACUAGUACUACUAAGGCUCCGAAAGUUAUUAAACGCCCAGUUUAUCGAGCCAAGGCGAAAUCAUCUGCAAAAUCAAAAGUGUCGGAUGAAAUAGGUGAGGAUGAUAACUAUCCUCCAAGUUUUAAAGCAUUGAUUCAAGCUAAGAAUGCAUCGACACAAGCGAGCUCUCCACCCAGCGAGAGUUUGUCAGUGAAAGCAUCACAAAAAGUAUUUAACACUCACCCUACUUCUCCACAAUUAAUUAUCACAGCUCCUGACACAGAAAAGCAUUCUCGGCUCCGAAGUAAAAUUAACCUUGAAGAUGAUAACGAGAUUAAAAGCGAUGAGAGUGCACAAGCAGAAAUAACACCAGUUUCUGAACCUCCAAAAGCCAGAUCUACAGAAUAUAGACUACGUGGAUCCUACACACCAAGAAAUAAAAAGUCUAGAGCUUUUUCAUCUUCCACUAGUUCCACUAAAAGGUUUAGUCCGGUAACACAAAGCAGUUACAAAUUCAGUAGAAAGUUUAAAGCAUCAACAACUGAAGUUCCUAAGACAGAGAACACGCUUAAAAAUAACCGUUCUGAAAGUAGUUUACAUAAAAAACCAGUUGCACGGUCUUUUUUUCCUAGAAGAAAUGUUACAAGAAACUUUAAUGUAAGCACAGAGAUUCCUAAAACUAGUGAUCCAAAUAGAAAUGUCAAUGACAAAUCGGCAAAUAUUCAUCAAUCAAAGCAAACAUUGCCUAGAACUUCCUAUUAUUCUAGAUCAAGAAGUAACGCCGCUAGCUCAACUUUAUCAACCAUAUCGAGCAUACAAGAUGUAACAGAAGCUAUGACGGCAGUCGACAAAAAAUCUGAAAAUACGGCCGAUACUCCUAUAAUUUUUACAUACACAAAUAAUCCUACAAAACCAGAAUCAGAAAGUUUAAGUAAAAGCAAUGAAAACCAAAGAUUCAUAAUAACUGUUAACAGCAAAGAAUCUCUAGAAAAUGGCACUGAUAAUAAUGAAAUAGUCAGUCAGAUGGAGGCAAGUCAAAAAAAACCUGUUAUAAAUGUAAUUACUUCCACUCAAAAGUAUCAUGCAACUUAUAAGGAUAAAAAUAAUGAUGAUGCUUUGGAGGAAAAGGAAAAAAGUACAGUUACAUCUGUUCCUCCUAUAAGAAAUAUUCAAACAAGAAAAUAUAGCCGUAAAUCACUAAAACGAAGAGAUCCCACGACUCCAAGAUCAAAAGAGCGCAAUUUAAAAAAAUAUAGUGACACUUUCUCAAAGACUACUGAGGCUUCAUCAAACGGCAUACUUGCAGAACCUGAAAAAACUAAAAACAAAUUUAGCUCUAAAUAUCGUGCUUCAUAUCUUGAUAAACCGUUUUACAAACCUACUGUACCCACAGUCACACCAUCUACUGUAGAGGGAGAAGAAACACAAUUAGGGCCCGACAUGAACGUAAUUUCUUUCACUAAAACCGCAAGUCCACCAAUGUCAGCUGACCUCAGACUUUCCGAGAACCUGGCAAAGCCGUUACAAGUCAUGAAUGUUGAGGCAUCAAAUCAUUCACCCUCAGUUACAGUAUCAAUUUUCGAUGCUCUAGCUGACAUACUUACGUCCACACCUAAAUCUCGUAUCUCUUCAACAACUUCAGCACCGCAAAAUCAAAACACUAAUAAUGAAGUUAAACUCAACGGCGUGAGUAGCAAUACUAAUGUAAAAAGUGUCGAAGGCUCAAAAAGUCAAGACACCUCGACAGUUGUUGUAAACACCAUUGCUAAUCCUGUACAAAAUGAACAGACUACACCAAAUGUGUUUAACCGUGUGCUGGUUGGGGGAACUGCUACACCAUCACAAAUUAAUGAAGAUGAAAAAAUUUCUUCUGUGAAUACACCUUCGACACUUCCCUCUUCCACUCCUUUUUCCACUACACCUUUUUCCGCCAGGAGACCAUUUGCUAUAAAAGUGCUGUAUGCAGAUACUGAUCCAACGACAGACAGAACGACAGCCGUAUUUACUGCAACUCAGCCACCGACUGACCGCCCAACAACGGUAUAUAAUAAAGUGUCCGAUCUUAUUUUAUCUAAUAAUAAACUAGUUUCCUCUGGACUAACAAGCAUGUUAUCGGAUAAUAUUAAAAGUAUUAUCGAAAAUAUGGACGAUGAUAGCAAAGCUAAACUUUCUAUAGAUAUGGUAAAAUUACUGGAUAAUAUUAUUCCAAAAUUAUCAGGUAGAAGCUUACGAAAUGAUAUAGAUUCUAUUCCAGAUACAACACCUUACAGUUUGGACGAUAUUAAAGAUACUGAAAACAUUCAAAUCGACAUUAAAGAUACUUCAAAUAUUAUGAAUGAAAAUAUCCUCCAAAAUGUAGGAGUUAAUAAUAUUGUAAAUAGCACGGAGAAGGAUAGUUUUCAACUAGUAAUUGCUACAACUGUAGCAGCUCCUGCUGUAAAUGGCUUUUCUUCACAGGAAAACUCGAAUAACAUGAUAUUAAUGCCUACUGAAUCAACACAAAAUGUUGAUACGGUUCCUACCUCUACUUUAUCUAACACUGUUUUGCCUUCUAGUACUUCUGGAUUAGGCGUUUUUAUUGUAAAUGCUGAUAGCAAUCCGAGUUUGAGUGUGAAUGAAGUUACUAACAAACCUGAACCAGUCCCAUUCCUAACAAAUUUUGAAUUAAAUGAUUUCGAUUCUAAUAUCGCAAAUGGAACCAAUGUGUUCUCUAAUUUAUCAAAAUCCUUACAAUUGGAAGAAUUAGACAAUAUUGAUAACAUACAAGAUCCAAGUCAACUAUCGCGGCUUCAGCUAUGGAUAUUGUCUAAAAAAGCACGAGUAUUAAAAAUGAUCGAAGACUUAAUACGUAAUCACAAUGAUGAGAUUGCGAAUGCCCCAUUGACGGAAUUAAUAAAUGAUACAAACCAAAAUAACAUUUCGUUAUCAAACCGUUUGACUGAGAUUGUAAAUACGAUGAGACCAGAAACCACAACAACAAUUGAUUCUGACAUUAGAAAAAAUGAUGAACCGACUUCCACUACUGUUACAAACACUAUAAUGACGACAAGUUUUUUCUCAAACCCAACCUUACCUUCCUUCCUACCAACUGAAGCAGAUCUUAUAAUGACAACAACGUCAAUUCCAAUUGAAACCACUUCACCUAGACUAUUAGAUAGUGAAACAACGGCUUCUCAAACUGCUAGUCAAACAGCUGAUGCUUUCUCUACUACCACUUCUAUGGUUAUUGCUGAGUCAACAACAGUUGAAAGCAAAAUUAGAAGUCUGGAUUUAGUAGAAACAACAACAAAUGCAGAAAUGACACAAACAACUACAACGAGUAUUCCCGAAACAACUACAGCUGAGGUAGAACCUACGACAGAGCCAAUUGUAACAAAUGAAAACAAUUUAGAAACUACAACCGCAUCAGGUAUUGAAACUACUACAGUCGCACUUCCAAAUAUGACAAACUCGAACAGUGUUAAUAUUGCUAGCCAACAACUCAACGUCGCAACUCCACCACCCAUUCCGAAAAAAGAUUAUGUCAUUUUUGGAAUACUACCUAACAAUACAGUGAUUUCUUCAUAUUCGGCACUUAAUAUAAAAGAUAGCAGUUCAUUGGGUAUAACUACCUCCACAAAUAAGCCGCCUGCUGAAAUAAGCACUGCCUCGCAUGUUUUGAGUUUACGCACUACUACAAUGUUACCUUCUGUCGAUGAGAUUUUGCUUAAUAGCAUAUCAUUGGCAACUAAAGAGGAGAUGUUCAUAUCCUCAAUGACAAGUUCUACUCGUGAACCAAGAAUAUUAACACUGGAUAUCGAUCCGGAGACAAAACAAAUACGCACAGAAAAGCCUGAUGAUGGAAGUGGGAAAACAGUAUUUAAAUUUAUACCUAUAGAUGAAGUCACCGCAUCCCCUCAAGAAUCAAAUGUAUUAAAACUAGCUUCUACAAAAAUGCCAAAAGUAACUACAGCAAAUGAAAUGCAAACGAGUAUACCAACAUUAACGACAGAAUCUAAUACACAAACACAGAAACAAAAUUAUGUAAAUAUCAAUGAUUUUACGGCUAUGAUACAAAAUACACUGGCGUCUGAAAUCCCAGUUCAAACAACUACUAGCAAUACAGAAACUUCAGUUGCAGUGGAAACUACUUUUACAUCAACAACAACUUUGACAACUACGUCAGCACCAGGCACUACAGAAACUAUUAUGGCUUCAGUUACACCAAGUGAAAGUCCAGUUACAACAACACCUCUUUCAUGGUUACCAAUUACAACCGCAGUACCAACAGUGACUACACCGGUAUUAACGACGACAGAUGGACCACCAUCUACAACUGUACAAGCUACAGCAAGUGUUUCCCAGUCUACAGCUGCAAGAGAUACAGAACUAUUGCAAGCUAUAUUAGAACAACUUGAACGUAGACCGAAAAAUUUAAAUGAUUUUAGUAGUACAAAUCAAGCAACACAAAAUAAUCAACAGUUAACAGACAACACUAAACUAUUGCAAGCGAUUCUAUUAGGCGCAGGAAAUACCAAGGAAACACAAAGUACAACAAUACGAUCGAUUGAAGAUGAUAUUCGUCAGUUUGAGGAAGAUUCACGCCUUUUAAAAGCUCUUUUGAUCGCGACGGGGCGUAAUCCCGCUGAUCUCAAUUUACCAACUUUGAAUAAUAUUAAGGCAAUAACUACAGAUGCAACUGCCAUCCCUACGACACCAGCACUGUUAACUACUACACAAACACCGCCACCAACAACAACUACAACGACGACGACGACUACUACUACAAUGGCUCCAACAACAACAACGAUGUUUACGACAAUAACAAUGGCUCCAACAACAAAUCCUCCAACAACAGUCAGAACAUCCACACUAGAUGAUGAUUUAAGGAGAUUGCGAGAAGACACAAGGCUUCUACAAGCACUAUUGCAAGCAACUGGCCAACAGAAUACUGGUAGUUUACCAAUUAUAUCGGGAGGUACUUCUAAUCUUAGGAUUGCAUCAAAUCCGUUGACUACGUCUUUAGGAUCGAAUCCAACAACUCCUGUAAAUGUUCGACCUGUGUAUACGACACUGCCAGUUUUCACUAAUUCUCUCAAUCCUGGAUCUUUCACUGUUUCUACGUUACAGCCACAACAGUCAAGUACUGAAGAAAUUGGAAUAUCCACAACAUUCCGACCCUUUAAUGAAAGAGCCACUACAACUAUACGUAACAUAGGUGGUUUAAGAACUACUACUCGACGAGCUCAACCAGCCAGGUUUACUGUAACAACUGAGAUGCCCAGUACGUCCACGUUUUCAGAUGAAGAAGAUUUGCUCUUCUUACAAAAUUUGAAAUCUGUAUUAAGCACACAAAACGGUGACGUAGAUCCAGAGACAGCGCUUGCUAACCGAGUCAUUGCGCUUGCUGUCGAAAGAAGUUUAAAUGAAAUACAAGGUGGUACAACUGGGGAAACUUCUACAACUAGCAGACCAAGUACUACUACUAGGCCGACGACAACCAGGCCUACAACUACCAGCAGGCCUACAACUACCAGGAGAACGACUACAACACAGCGAACGACUACGACUCCACAGAUACCGCCUUCAUUAGAAGCAGACAUCAAACAAUUCGAAGAAGAUACAAAACUAUUACAGGCAUUAUUGAAGGCAACUGGGCAAGAUCCAUCCAAAUUAAAUCUUCCAACCCUGCCAAAUAUUAAUAAGGUGGUAAAUAAUGAAAGACCUUCAAAUAAUGCUAUUAUUACAACAACGAACAAACCAUAUGGAGCGAAAAUAGCGGUAAAGGAUGAUCUCAAAAAUGAACAAGAUGACGCUAAGUUACUACAAACAUUGAUCAAGCUGCAAGAUGCACAAGAAACUACUACGCAGAAAGGAAAAAUUGCUCUCACAGGUCAAACAAGUGAUGAAGCGUUAAAGAAAUUAAUAAAUGCUCAACCAGCUGGUAUGGUGCCCGAAGCAACUAAAUCAUCAAUUUCGUUGAGUACGGAGUACGGAAAUAGCAAUGAUGCUUUGCUAGCGGCACUGUUGAAAGAGCAAGGUUUUGGACCGACAACGGCAAGUUCUUUGGAUGAACAACUUCGGCUUUCUGCUUUACUCAACCAAGUGGUAGUGACACCGAAGGCUAGGCGAACGACGACACCACCCCCGCCACCUCCAGCACCGAGAAGACCAAUUUUAGAUGGUCUUGCGUGGCUAUGGCAGCAGUGGAGAGAGACAGCUCCUGGUUCUGGUGAACCACGACCUAGCAGAAGGCCUGCAUCAUCAGCAAGACCUUCAGUGACACCUUCUGAAGCAACCAGCUCUAGAGUCAAUUGGUUUGGCUCUGGGCCUUUUGUUGGUAACGCUGACGAGAGGCCAUCGUCGAACAGAAUACCUCUGGAGCCUCCCAGUGUAGUGACUUCGGAACAGGAACCUACUAGACCACUUGUGUCGGCAGCUAUUAAUAUGACGAGGGCGCUUUCACAGUUCCUAGGAGCUGCUAUACAGGGAGCUGCCCAGACGGUACAGAGCGUGUUCCGCGCGGGCCGGGUGGCUGCCACAGAUGCCUAUACCAACGGUUCUGGUUAACUCCACCGUGGACUGAAAGUUGGACUGAACUGCCAUGGACUCGAAACUUUUCCGAAAGUGUCAUAGUAUGCACUAUGUGUUGCGAGUGCUCAAUGUUGUAAAUAGUCGCUUUAAUUUAGGAGCCUCAUCUUAUGCCCGUUCUUCACUUGCGUACAAAUCGUGGCGCGAAAUGUGUGGUAUGGCUGAUUAUAUCGUAUAAUAUAAUCGUCCAUACCAGACUUGGAAUAGCUAGAUGGCGAAUAUUCACUAAAAAAUUAACAAACCGCGUCUAUUUCUUUCUACCUAAGCUACGAUGACGUUCGCGAGUGAUGAUUACUAAGCAAUCACAAGUUUCAAUCACCUUGCGUCACUGAGCCAACAGACAUCGACAGGAGAGAGGAUCGAUCUUUCGUAUUUGCAAGAGGAAUGAUGUAUAGAAUUGACAGAGGAAUGAAAAUAAAAUAUGAGUAAAAUGACUAUAUUUCGGGCACCCCUGGAUGGACGGUUUUCUCGCGGUAUCUAGUAAUUUCAAGUCCCUGAUCCACGCUUUUGUUUUGCGCCAUUCACGGGUACUGACGGGUACGGGUUGCAACGCGAUUUGUACCAGAGUGAAGAGCGGGCUUUAUGUUUUAGAGAAGCGAAAAUAGUCCUAAUUCGGUUGUAAACAAAUCUUUAAAUUGAACUUAAUGCCAUCCUUUUCUGCAUAGGACAUUGUGAAAAGGACAGCAUUAAUUUUAAACCUGUCGAUUUAGUUUAACAUAGAAAUUUGGUACAACUGAAUUAGCCUGCCUCAAUAGCUAAAUGUUCAAGGAACAAAAUUGAAACCCGAAAGGUUGGAAGUUCAAACCUUCCCCGAUUAUUGUGGUACCUACUUAAACAAACUUGGUUAGAGAGGUAUGUGUACAUUGCCAAUUAAAAACUUGUGAUUGUCCGCGUAAUUGUUAUUGUUGGCGGAAUUUAUUUUAUUUUGGUACAUUAGAUUAUAUUGGAAAGAGUCGUCAGCUGUUUUUAAUACGCGGCGUUUCACAUACAAAUACAAAAAUAAUUAUUGUAAAGAACAUUAUCGUAUGAAAGUUUUAAUUUUUUAGUCUGGGGUGGAUAUAGGGACAUACGUUCUUGAGGUUAUAUAACCUUAGGUUGCCUGUUUGAGGGUGGAUAAACGGUAUAAGCUGAGAAACCGAAUUUGUUUAUGGAUUAAGAAGAUUUUGACGGGGUUGAAAUUUUGAACCGUCUCCAUUUUAAAAGCUAUGAGUAGUAGUAAUUUUACCUCAUUGAUAAAGCUAAUUGUAAUUUAAUUCAAAAGAGAAGAAUUUUCAAACAUUUCAGAAUUUUUUAUAGGAUUCUGUAUAAUAAUAUAAUAUUUGAAUUCUUUUUAUAAUAAUUGAUAUGUAAUAAACAAGUGGCAGAUGAAUGUGAUCAUUUUAGCAAUUACGUUUUGUAUUAGGAUUUAAAAACAGAAUUCCUCCUUCUACAUUAAAGAUAAUACCUAGCUAAUUUAAAACUUAAUAAUAUAAUGCUGUAUUCCAAAACACAGAAAAUGUACCUACUUCAUGCGUAUAAAAAUUCUGAAUUUCUUGCAACAAUGUUCUUUGAUUAUUUUAUCAUCUUAUAUUCUGGCCUAAAGUUGUAAAUAACUUUUAGUUAAAAGUAAUUGUUGAAACUUUGUAGGCUGUACUUUGGGACUUCUGUUCGGGUGUAAUUCUUUUAUUUAUCGAUCGAUCGAAAAUUACUAAUCUUACUUCUAAAAUGAUAAGAUUCCGCUUCAGUAAGACUUUAAAACUAUAAAUUUUGCUAAAAUUAUCUUAACAAUAAUCUUUGUUAGCAAUAUAAACAAGUUAUUAAACAAUUACUCAUAUGUCUAUGUACCUACUACGCACGCGAUGGGGCAAAAUUCAUAAUAUGAAUCUGGCCAUUAAAAUUAUAAGCAGAAUCGAGAUCUUUUGCUUAGAAUUUGGUCGUUUAAAGUGUGCCCUUUGAUGCGCGGUAUAUACUUAGAAUUUAUUGUUAUUUAAGUAAAUUAAUGUACAGUAGCAUCGUAGCUUAAGUUUUUAUUUAAUCUUAAGUCUAAAACAUGUGCCAUUUACGCACGUGCUUGGUUUUUCCAUUCCUCCUGCUUUUAUUUAUUUUGUUUUAGACUUUUCUUAGAACGUAUUUACUUAAAUAUGUUUGUACUGUCAAGGUAAGGCAGUCAGUAAGGUAAACAAUUAUUGUGUACCUUGUAUGUUAACUGAUAAUUAUCUUUUUGUUAUUAAAAACAAACUAUUACGCGAUUACGUCUAGUAAAUCAUACAGCUCGAAAGUGCUAUACUUAAUAGCCAAAAGUAAUCUGUGUAUUUUCUUAGAUUUUUGUGUAUGGGUAACCGGGAAGUUUUUAAAAAUACUAGGGAAAGAGAUUUCAUUAAAUGUCGAAUUUUUGGGGUUUCCAUCCCUCAGUGGUUUAUCUUCACUAUAUACUUAAUGUAGCCUUGGGAGGCUCCGGCUUUCAUACAGAUAUUCCAAAUGCGAAAUAUGACUGUCUGUUUGUUAGCUUUUUACGGCCUAUCCGUUAAGUCAAUUUCGAUGGGUAGGUACAGAGAUAGUUUGCAUCCCGGGGGCAGAAAUACGCUACUUUUUGUCCCGGAAAAUGAAAGAGUUCCCACGGGAUUUUUAAAAGUUAACUGAUUUUGGAGAAACGUACAGAAUUGUUUGCAUCUCGGAGCUGGGCCUAGGUUACUUUUAUCCCGGGAAAUCAAAUAGUUUCCAAUAGUUUUAAUAGAUGAAACAACGUGCUAGUCGCCUGUGGGUCCCAACGCAAUUUUAGGGAAUAUAGGUUCGGGUUUUAAGUAUGACACGUUUAAAAUACAAACCAAAAUAUUUGCUAAAACAGUUAACUAGGUACCUAGGUGCCUUUUUAAAGAAAAAUAAAUAUAAUACAAUAGUUUAAGGUAAUAUCAUUAAUGUAUAUAAAAUUAGUUUUUAAUGUA
Molecule: messenger RNA, 10615 nt
Organism: Maniola jurtina (meadow brown)
Lineage: Eukaryota; Metazoa; Arthropoda; Insecta; Lepidoptera; Nymphalidae
Product: mucin-17-like
Exons: 16
Coding region: 177-7673 (2498 amino acids)
Source: RefSeq, a predicted model, not a curated record